Molecule: messenger RNA, 2522 nt
Organism: Struthio camelus australis
Lineage: Eukaryota; Metazoa; Chordata; Aves; Struthioniformes; Struthionidae
Source: RefSeq, a predicted model, not a curated record
GUUGCUUGAUACUACAGCUGCGCUUGGAGAACUAGGAUGGAAAACAUUUCCUUUAAAUGGGUGGGAUGCCAUAACUGAAAUGGAUGAACACAAUCGUCCCAUUCAUACUUACCAGGUAUGUAACGUGAUGGAACCAAACCAAAACAACUGGCUUCGAACAAACUGGAUCUCCCGUGAUGCUGCGCAGAAAAUUUAUGUGGAAAUGAAGUUUACUCUGAGGGACUGCAACAGUAUUCCGUGGGUACUGGGAACUUGCAAGGAAACUUUUAACCUCUACUACAUGGAGUCAGAUGAGUCGCAUGGAGUAAAAUUCAAGCCAAACCAGUAUACCAAAAUUGAUACUAUUGCAGCUGAUGAGAGCUUUACCCAGAUGGACUUGGGUGACCGUAUUCUUAAACUCAACACAGAAGUUCGUGAGGUUGGGCCAAUAAACAAGAAAGGAUUUUAUCUUGCUUUUCAGGACAUUGGAGCGUGCAUUGCUUUGGUCUCAGUCCGUGUUUAUUACAAAAAGUGCCCUUUCACAGUCCGUAACUUGGCUAUGUUUCCUGAUACUAUUCCAAGGGUUGAUUCUUCCUCGUUGGUGGAAGUACGGGGCUCCUGUGUGAAGAGCGCUGAGGAACGCGAUACUCCCAAAUUGUACUGUGGAGCAGAUGGGGAUUGGCUUGUGCCUCUUGGACGAUGCAUCUGCAGUGUAGGAUAUGAAGAAGUGGAUGGUUCCUGCCAUGCUUGCAGGCCUGGAUUUUAUAAGGCAUUUGCAGGGAAUGUGAAGUGUUCGAAGUGCCCUCCCCACAGCCUGACCCACGUAGAAGCAACGUCUGUCUGCCAGUGUGAGAAAGGGUACUUCCGAGCCGAGAAAGACCCACCAACUAUGGCAUGUACCCGGCCACCUUCUGCUCCGAGGAAUGUAAUUUUUAAUAUUAAUGAAACAGCUCUCAUGUUGGAAUGGAGCCCACCUAGUGAUACUGGGGGAAGGAAAGAUCUCACAUACAGUGUAAUCUGUAAGAAAUGUGGGUCAGACACCAGCCAGUGCGAGAUAUGUGGUGGAGGUAUCCGUUUCAUCCCCCGGCACACAGGUCUGAUCAACUCCUCUGUGACUGUGCUCGACUUUGUGUCACACGUGAACUACACCUUCGAAAUAGAAGCCAUGAAUGGCGUCUCUGAGUUGAGUUUCUCGCCAAAGCAGUUCACAGCUAUCACAGUUACCACCGACCAAGAUGCACCCUCCUUGAUAGGUAUGGUAAGGAAGGACUGGGCUUCCCAAAACAGCAUUGCCCUCUCCUGGCAAGAGCCGGACUUUCCCCAUGGAGCCAUUCUGGACUACGAGAUCAAGUACUAUGAGAAAGUCUACCCACGGAUAGCGCCGGCAUUUUGGCACUACCUGCGGGUAGAAGAGCAUGAGCAGCUCAGCUAUUCCUCCACAAGGUCCAAGGCUCCAAGUGUUAUCAUCACAGGUCUCAAGCCAGCCACCAAGUAUAUAUUUCAUAUCAGAGUAAGGACGGCAGCAGGAUACAGCGGCUAUAGCCAGAAGUUUGAAUUUGAAACUGGAGAUGAAACUUCCGAUAUGGCUGCGGAACAGGGACAGAUUCUUGUAAUUGCCACUGCUGCUGUCGGUGGAUUCACUCUCCUGGUCAUCCUGACUUUGUUCUUCCUAAUCACCGGGAGAUGCCAGUGGUACAUAAAGGCCAAAAUGAAGUCUGAAGAAAAAAGAAGGGCUCAUCUGCAAAAUGGACACUUACGUUUCCCAGGAAUCAAAACAUAUAUUGAUCCAGACACGUAUGAAGACCCAUCUCUUGCUGUCCAUGAAUUUGCAAAGGAGAUAGAUCCUUCAAGAAUUCGUAUUGAGAGAGUUAUUGGGGCAGGUGAAUUUGGAGAAGUAUGCAGUGGACGUCUGAAGACACCAGGAAAGAGAGAGAUACCUGUUGCAAUUAAAACUCUAAAAGGUGGCUACGUGGACAGGCAGAGAAGAGAUUUCCUGAGAGAGGCUAGUAUCAUGGGACAAUUCGAUCACCCAAAUAUAAUCCGCCUUGAAGGAGUGGUUACAAAAAGAUCCUUUCCGACCAUUGGGGUGAAGUCUCUUUCGAGAUUCCUGAGGGCAGGAUUUUUAAAUAGCAUCCUGGCCCCACAUCCAGUGUCAGGGGGUGGAUCUUUACCCCCCAGCAUUUCUUCUGGCAGACCAGUAAUGAUUGUAGUUGAAUACAUGGAGAAUGGAUCCCUUGACUCCUUUCUGCGGAAGCAUGAUGGCCACUUCACAGUGAUCCAGCUGGUUGGCAUGCUGCGUGGAAUUGCAUCGGGCAUGAAGUACCUCUCUGACAUGGGAUAUGUACACCGUGAUCUGGCAGCCCGUAAUAUUUUGGUCAACAGUAACCUCAUGUGUAAGGUCUCUGAUUUUGGUUUGUCACGAGUGUUGGAGGACGACCCUGAAGCUGCUUACACAACAAGCGUAGUGUUAUCUCGUGAUCAUGACUAUUGACUGACUUCUGUGUGAGACGCAACACUUACUGGCAUUGAACUCUCACAAAUAG